Arthroderma uncinatum is the source of this 2145-nucleotide messenger RNA. Its product is annotated as putative Serine-rich protein. Lineage: Eukaryota; Fungi; Ascomycota; Eurotiomycetes; Onygenales; Arthrodermataceae. The record is from RefSeq and is a predicted model, not a curated record. The transcript has 4 exons. The coding region runs from base 1 to 2145 and encodes 714 amino acids.
AUGUCUUUGUCUCCUUCGCCCUCGCCUUCGUCCCGAAGGUCCACACCGAAGCGCCAUCCGCUCCAUGAACGAACGAAAUCCCAAAAUAACGUCAUCCGUCCAGUCUCCCCGACCCUUCGACUAGUAUCAAACCGAUGCCACGAUGACUCUGAGGACGAUAAUUUCAGCAUUCCAGACGAUGUUGAUGUGUACUCCGCCAAUCCAUAUCCUACCAAGCCAUCCCAUGUGCUAUUACCGCCGGGUUCUGCUGCCAGAGGUCGCAUAUCUAGAAGUGGCAGCCCUUCAACCAUGGUUUCGGACAACUGGUGUUCCAGAACCAGUCUUUCUCCACAAUUAGAGCCUCCCAGUCCCAGGGGACAGCCCUCUGCCAGCGCCUCAGACCUCUCUACUUAUAUGGGAAACACCUCGAGCGCGAUAUGGGGCCAGGAUCCGAAGUCAAGCAACACCACGAUCGCUCGCUCGGUUACCCCACAUGCGUUUGACAGCGGUGAUAGCGGGAACGAUGACGACCAGGACAAAUCCUCCGACCGAAGCAGCGUAACUGCUCUUCCAAAACCUGCAGCCACCAUCAAGCUGGUUAACCAAGGAGAACCAUCGCGCCUCAGAACCCCUCCUUCCGAUGGCUCGCUCAUAAUUGGAUGUUCCAUCACCAGGGGUCAUUCAUCCUCUUCCAAUGGGUCCUCAAAUGUAGCCCGAAUCGGAUACACAUCUAGUCCAAACCUAGUCCCAUUGAAUAGCUCGUCGCCUAAUGUGCUCCCUAUUGGUACCUCUCCGAACGUUAUAAGGACCAGGGUUUCGGAAUCCUCCUUGUUCUCGGCAAACUCAUUUGGCACAGCUAUAAGGUAUAUCCGCAACCGAAGAGAGCCAAACAGUGCUUCGGAAUCAGCCUCCGUGAAUCGAUACGACUCCAAGACACCAUCUAUAUCAUCGAGCCCCCCAGUGCCUGUGCUAAGAUCUUACCAGUCGACAUCUACCCUUGAACUUGCCCCUCGGUCAGACAACGGUAGCCAAGGAAAUGUGUCAUUGCCCAGCAUGCCAUCCGACUCUGAUAUCCGGGCAGUCAUGAACAGUGGAACGCCUGUACAAUACCCAACUCUACGGCCACCCUCAUCGUCUAGUUCAUUUGCAGAGACUUCUAUGGUGUCUAUCCCUGAACCCUUGGUCCUAAACCGACCUCCAACCAGACGCUGGAACCCACAUUUGUCAACCGUAUCAUCCGAAUUAUCAAUGUCAAUGGAGGAACGACACAACCUUCCCUCUCUAUCCCUCGAUGGCAACCCGGCAGAUAGGUCUCAGCAGGGAGGCGGAUCCGAUCACUCCUGGAGCUCGGCGAAUCAAUCAACCGAUAUGGUAGAUCACUCAGUGAUGGAUGCAUCCGAAAUGGAUGAAGUCAGUGACCGCAUUACGCAUCUUCAUGCACUACGUGUUCUGAAACACAAAACAUCCGCCACGUUGAGCUAUCGAUCAUCAAUCUCGAGGCACGGUUCUCUUAGCCGAUCUGGUUCAACCGCAAGUGGGAUCCUUACCAACAUCCCCCAAUGGGCAAAGAUCUACUACCAGGGCGGAAGUCUUGCCUUCCUAUCUGCAAUCUCUCUUGUGGAUGUCAGCCGGCCAAAUACCCCUCGCGAAAUGCACACUGUGACUCAUGUUUCCUACUCUGAACCUCUGUCCUAUUCCGAGCCCUUGGAUGAACACUCAAAUCAAGCCGUGCCCAGGGACACCCGUCGAGACUCCCGCGAUCCAAGGACACACUGGGCUGGUAUCGUUGGUGAAGAUGAGGUCACGCCUCAAAAUUCACGCGAGGAGACUCCAAGAACCGUCUGGUCACCGCACUUAUACACCGAUAAACGCUUUCGUGCGACCGAUAGGACAAUCUGGAGAGCCCCUCCAUACGACGAAUCUGCCUGGUUGAUCGCUUCAUUUCUCCCAUUGCCGAUUAAACCACCGUGUUUUGAUGACAAAACGUCAGGCAAGCAACCGGAUGUUGAGAAAGCAACUGCCCACCGAGCAGCGCUGGUUGAUAAUUUACGUUUUGAAAAUGCCCGAUGGUGGCGGAAUUUGAACCGCUGCAUGACGCCAGUUGGCUUGUCAAUCAUUGUAAUAGUUAUCACACUAUCCGUUCUCGGAUCACGAAACGCACUAUGA